Molecule: messenger RNA, 234 nt
Organism: Rotaria sordida
Lineage: Eukaryota; Metazoa; Rotifera; Eurotatoria; Philodinida; Philodinidae
Source: the annotation of a GenBank genome assembly
AUGCUUUGGGGACGAUCAUCUGAUAAAAAACAAGCUGCACCGGUUGCAUCUGAAGGUCCUAGUUUUGAAGAUCAACUACCUACUUUACGAGAAUUUCUACGUGAAUAUAAUCGUAUUGCUGAAGUUUGUUUCAAUGAUUGUGUCAAUGAUUUUACAGGUCGAACAACAACAACAUCUGAAAUUUCAUGUGUUAAUAAUUGUUUGGAAAAAUUUCUUAAAGUAACACAACGCUAA